Molecule: messenger RNA, 657 nt
Organism: Didymodactylos carnosus
Lineage: Eukaryota; Metazoa; Rotifera; Eurotatoria; Philodinida; Philodinidae
Source: the annotation of a GenBank genome assembly
AUGCGCACUGUGCGCUUGGACUUUCAAAAAAGCAACUGUCAUAAACAUAAUUUAAAUGAAUUUGAUUUAUCAUCUUGUUAUGGCAUAUUACAAUGUUUAACUCGAGAGAUAUCGAAGAAUCGUUGUUGGGAUGAACAUUUUAGUUCAAUGGACCCAAAUGAUCAUUCAUUAGCUGCUCAUUUUAAUCGAUUACGUUUAAUACGUAAUACAAAUUUUGGUUCCAAUAAGACAACACUUGGAUCAAAAUACGGACAUAAUGAAAAGGUUGAAAAUAAUAAAAUAGUUCGUUGGUUCAAUGCUGAAUCAAGAGAUUUAGUUUGGAAUGAUUACAAAAAUAUGGUAACAAAAGAGCUUAGAAAUGAUAUAAAUGAAAGACAAAUUAUUAUUAAUUUGGUAAACAGUAGACUGGAAAUAUUAUUUAUAUUUGAUAAUGCAAAAUGUGCUGAUGAUAAUAAUGAAUUAAUAAUAAAUUUACCAACUAAUGUUCAAACAGUUAUAACAACUAAAAAUAAUAAUUUCGAAGAUGAGUUUGAGUUUGGCAACGAAUCAAAUUUAGAAAUGAAACCAUUUAAUAAAAGUGAAUGCAUCGAAUAUAUGAAAAGGUUGGAUAAAAAGAGAACGUUUAAUCAAUUUCAAGCAGAAAAUCUGUUGAUCUGA